GCUGUUCACGGUGGCGGUGGAUGCCAUUAACCACCUCAGCGGGGUGGAGGCUCCGGUGGGGGAGAAAGGCGGGGGCUUCGACAUGAAGGCUCUGAGGGCCUUCAGAGUCCUCCGGCCCCUCAGACUGGUCUCCGGGGUCCCCAGCCUCCAGGUGGUGAUGAACUCCAUCCUGAAGUCCAUGCUGCCUCUGUUCCACAUCACCUUACUGGUCCUCUUCAUGGUCACCAUUUACUCCAUCAUGGGGCUGGAGCUCUUCAAGUGCAAAAUGCACAAGACCUGCUACCACACGGGCACAAGUACGGCGGGAAACGGCCGGCGCUGCACCAUAAACGGAACCGAGUGCCGGGCGGGGUGGCCCGGUCCAAACGGGGGAAUCACCCACUUUGACAACCUGGGUUUCUCCAUGCUCACCGUCUACCAGUGUAUCACCACACAGGGGUGGACGGACGUGCUCUACUGGGUCAACGAUGCAAUCGGGAUGGAAUGGCCAUGGAUCUUUUUCACUACUCUCAUCCUCGUUGGCUCUUUUUUUGUGCUUAACCUGGUUCUUGGUGUUCUCAGUGGAGAGUUCACAAAAGAGCGCGAGAAGGCCAAAUCCAGAGGAGAAUUUCAGAAACUGAGGGAAACCCAGCAGCUGGAUGAAGACCUCAAGGGCUACAUGGAGUGGAUUUCGCAGGCCGAGGUCUUAGACAACGAUCAAGAGAGA
Molecule: messenger RNA, 706 nt
Organism: Menidia menidia (Atlantic silverside)
Lineage: Eukaryota; Metazoa; Chordata; Actinopteri; Atheriniformes; Atherinopsidae
Source: the annotation of a GenBank genome assembly